AUGAAGUUCCUCAAUCCAAUUGCUGUUAUACUCUCGCUGGCUUCGUCUGUCGCCCUGGGAGCGGAGGCUGCAGCCACUGAAAGCAGUCAUUUGAGGGGAGAGGAGGUCAAGUAUCAAGGAUUAACUCUGUACGUAUCGAAGCCACACAAAUCGUUGGGCUACAAGACGCCAGGAACUAGGGUUGGGGUACUGUUUUUGACAGACAUCUACGGUCUCAAACUUAAAGAGAACAAAGAGUUAGUUGACAACUUUGCCAAAGAGGGCUAUAUCACCGUCGCGCCAGAUUUGUUCAAAGGGUCUCCAGCACCAAGCGAAGAUACACCCGGCUUCAACGUGACCGAGUUUCUGGCCAAUUACCCUCCUAGUGUGACCGAUCCUGUGGUCACCAAGGCAAUCAAGUACAUUCGUGAAGAACUAAAGGUCAGCAAGGUUGCUGCAACUGGCUAUUGCUAUGGUGGACGAUACGUUUUCCGUCAGCUUGAUAAGAAGGGUGGAGUAGAUGUUGGCUUCACGGCGCAUCCAAGUUUAUUACAGACUGAAGAGAUUGAGGCUGUCACAAAGCCUGUUUCUAUUGCUGGCGCAGCCGACGACAACAUCUUCCCCCAGCCUAGACAGGCGGAGACCAAUGCGAUCCUCACAAAGAUUGGAAAGCCGUUUUCUUCGGCUCUAUACAGCGGAACGACUCAUGGAUUUGCAGUUCGUGCGAAUAAUUCAGAUCCCCAGCAGGUUUUUGCCAAAAAUGAGGCUUUUUACCAGGCUGUUCGUUUCUUCGAGGCUUGGGACUAG
Messenger RNA from Fusarium pseudograminearum CS3096, 786 nucleotides. RefSeq lists its product as uncharacterized. The record is from RefSeq and is a predicted model, not a curated record. Lineage: Eukaryota; Fungi; Ascomycota; Sordariomycetes; Hypocreales; Nectriaceae. Gene Ontology annotation, molecular function: hydrolase activity. The transcript is spliced from 4 exons. The coding region runs from base 1 to 786 and encodes 261 amino acids.